This is a messenger RNA of Oxyura jamaicensis (ruddy duck), 6010 nucleotides long. RefSeq names its product Rho GTPase activating protein 29 (gene ARHGAP29). Gene Ontology annotation, biological process: activation of GTPase activity; signal transduction. The transcript has 22 exons. Bases 1460 to 5044 code for a protein of 1194 amino acids. The record is from RefSeq and is a predicted model, not a curated record. Gene Ontology annotation, cellular component: cytoplasm. Gene Ontology annotation, molecular function: GTPase activator activity. NCBI's taxonomy places the organism in Eukaryota, Metazoa, Chordata, Aves, Anseriformes, Anatidae.
UGUUGGGAGUUUAAGGAAAGCAAAUAGAUUGCAGGGAUACUCUGGUCCAACAAAUCAGCAAGUUGGUUCUGACUUGCUGCUUAAAAGUCAGCUGGUGAGGCAUGGGUUGAAAUAUCCUGCCUGAGGAAGUGGGUGGUGGUGUUGCCAUCUCAGCCUAUCAGGUGUGAGAAAAUUGAUCAGCAAAGAGAGAAACUCGCAGCCUGUACUUUAUUUAGACUUGCCUGGGCUCUGCACGUAGCUGGCAAGGUAGCUUUGCUGCAUCCAGUCCUGCACAUGUCUCUGGGAGGGGGAAGGAGGAAGCGAACAAACUGCUGCAGUCUCCAGCAUGUCCCCUGGGUUCCUGGGCUGUGCUGGCCUCACCGGACUGGCAGGGGAUGAGAGAGCAGCGCAGGAGCUUGUGUGCUGUAGCCACUCUGAGUUGUCCCAGCUUAAUCUUUUGAUGACCUUGGUCGCACUUUGGUCUUGACGCUUGACAGCCUCUUCUGCAGAGUCUCAGAAAACUUUGCCUAAGUAUCCUCAGUCCAGCUCGUGGGAUUGCAGCUUCCUGAAGUUCCACAGCAAUUGCUGGUUCCCCAGUCUCUUCUGUGCUUGGUUCAGAAAGCUUUAGAGAGCGUGACCCAGAAAUGGAAACUCUGCAGUGUUUAGCGGCAUUUUCAUGAGGAUACCAAGCCCGCCUCAGUUUGAAGACAGUUUUGCUAGCACUGGAAAUAAAGACACACUUUCAUGCAAGCCAGGUUUGCAGUUCAGGUACAAGCUUCUAGAUCUUAAUGUAUUGCUACCAUAUAAUUUUUUUAAAAGCCUGUCAUGUGGAAUCUGAAGUCUUACUUAAAAGCAUUGCUACGUUGCAUUCUCACUUUGAAAUGCGUACAACUAUAGAUAGAUAGCUGUCACUUCCAGACAUGGAAAUAUUACUAUAGUUCAUUGUUGUCAGUAGCUAUUGUGUGCAGUCAGGAUGUCCUGGGGAAAGAGCGUGCAUGGUUUAAAGUAGAUGUUAAGUCCAUCAGCGUUCCAGCGGUUAUAAGCUAGAAGAAAGCUGUUUGUAUCUAGCUGAAUUGGAGAUUGGGCUAACCUUUUUUUAUUAUUAUAUUAUUAUUAUUAUUUUUUGCUGUGGAGGAGAAGUGGUAACUGAAAAUUUUGAGAUUUGUUGUUCUGUUUGCUAUGGAACCUGAAAAGAAAUGACUAAUACGUAAAGCUUUAUAAAACCCUUUCUGGAAAAGGAAGACAGAGCGAAACAGACGGCAUUUCUUUAGGGAGAGAUUUUCUGCAUUAAUGUCUUGUUAGCAAAGUGAAAGAAUAGCUCUUUCUCUGAAGACUCUGCAGCUAAUGGAUAUCUGAAUAUUUCAGUGCGGUGAACUUCAAAGAAGUUAAUGAAGAAAACAAGAGAGAAUUCUUCAGUGAAAUAUUUACUUCCAUUGAAACAUUGGCAUUUACCUUUGGAAACGUUGUUUCAGACUUCCUUAUGGGAGAUGUAGACAAUGGCUCGUCACUGGGACUUCCUGUAUCUCGGAGAAGUCAGUCUUUUGAAAAUCUGUCUGUGGAGUCUGGGGGUUCACUGCAUGAAAGGGAUGAUAUUCAAGGACAUCUUCGAGCAGAGGAGGUUGAUAACAUGCUUCUAAGGAAUGACAGCGGAAUUGAAUCAGCUCUGUCCUAUGCUAAAGCAUGGUCAAAAUAUACCAAGGAUGUAGUCGCGUGGGUAGAAAAAAAGCUUAGCUUGGAAGUGGAGUGUGCUAAAAAUCUAGCAAAAAUGGCUGAAACUGCUAAAGCUGUUGUUGGACCCCAGGAUUAUAUGCCAUUUCAAUCAAUAUUCCUUAAUGCUUUUCAAAAUGAUAUUGAGAACAAUCAGCUCUGGCAACAAACAGCUGCUGCUCUCCAGUCUAACAAAUUUGUGCAGCCCCUUCUGGGAAGAAAAAAUGAGUUGGAUAGACAAAGGAAAGAUAUCAAGGAGCUUUGGCAGCGAGAACAGAAAAAAAUGCAAGAGCUGGAAGCUGCUCUAAGAAAAGCGAAGUUGCUAUACACACAGCGUCAAGAUGAGUAUGAAAAGGCGAAAUCCUGUACCGCUCGUGCUGAGGAGGAGCAUCUUAGCUCAAGUGGAAGCUUUGUAAAAGAUUUCAGCAAGCAACUGGAAAAAAAACGAAGGCUAGAGGAGGAGGCUCUUCAAAAAGCUGAAGAGGCCAAUGAACACUAUAAAGCAAGCAUAGCAGAGAUUGAAGAAAAGAGAAAUGAUUUGGAAAGCUUUAAAAGUGAUGUCUUAAUGCAGCUUCGGGAGCUUAUUUUCCAGUGUGAUCUUACUCUUAAAGCUGCAACAGUUAACCUGUUCCAGCUGCAGCAUGCUCAGGUUGUAUCUCUUCCAGUUAACUGCCAGUCCCUCUGUGAGAGUGCCAAACUUUAUGACCCUGGUCAGCAGUAUUCAGAGUUCGUGAAAAGUUUGCCAAAGGAAGGUGCUCCUAUUGAAUCAGGUUCUUUUGAAACCCAUAGCUCCCAGGUUGAUGGGGUUUUUAAUAAACAAUCAACCAACAGUGUCCAUACAUCACAUGGUAACUUAUCGCAGUGUUCAGGAGAUUUUCCAUCCCAGAUGUUAGAUGAUGUGGGAAGUCCAAUUUACUGUCGUUCACAAAGGAUUGGAGAAAAGAGAUCAUCCAGCAGCACAGAUAUCCAAGCAAUACGAGGGCCACCACCGUUCAGAUCUUGGUCAGUUGGAAACCAGAGUGGAGGAAUGUGCAGUGAUUCUGAAAGUGCAGGGGGAAGCAGUGAGUCACGAUCUAUGGAUUCUCCAUCUGCUAGCCCAGGGGAUUUUAAAAGACGACUUCCACGAACACCUUCUACUGGUACUAUGUCAUCUGCAGAUGAUCUUGAUGAAAGAGAACCGCCAUCUCCUUCAGACUGUGGUUUAAAUGAUCUGACAUCUGAAACUGCAAACUCUCCGGGACCUUUUAGAAACACUAAUAUGUCUAAAGCAGCACAAACACACAAACUGCGGAAGCUGAGAGCUCCAUCUAAAUGCAGAGAAUGUGACAGCUUAGUGGUAUUUCAUGGAGCUGAAUGUGAGGAGUGUUCACUUGCAUGCCAUAAAAAGUGUUUAGAGACUUUAGCUAUUCAAUGUGGGCACAAAAAACUUCAUGGAAGGCUUCACUUGUUUGGAGUGGAAUUUGCCCAAGCUGCUAAAAACGUUCCUGAUGGCAUUCCUUUCAUCAUCAAAAAGUGCACAUCAGAAAUUGAAAGCAGAGCACUGAAUGUCAAGGGCAUCUAUCGUGUGAAUGGAGCCAAAUCAAGAGUUGAAAAGCUUUGUCAAGCUUUUGAAAACGGAAAGGAUUUGGUUGAGCUUUCAGAACUCUAUGCACAUGAUAUCAGCAAUGUUCUCAAGUUGUAUCUCCGCCAGCUUCCAGAACCCUUGAUUUUGUUUCGGCUUUACAAUGAGUUCAUUGGACUUGCAAAGGAAAGCCAGAGUGUUAAUGAGGAAGUGGAUGCUAAACAAGUUAGCCCCAAAUCAAAGAAAAGGCAGUCAAUCUGUAUUGAACUGAAUAGGAUCAUCAUUAAAAUUAAAGACCUUCUGAAACAGCUGCCUGUACCAAACUAUAACACUCUUCAGUACCUUAUUGGACACCUUCACAGGGUUACAGAACAGUCUGAUGAAAAUAAAAUGUCAGCCAGCAACCUUGGCAUAAUAUUUGGCCCAACUCUGAUCAGGCCACGUCAAACAGAUGCUACAGUUUCCUUGUCAUCACUUGUGGAUUAUCCAUAUCAGGCACGGAUAGUGGAGUUACUCAUAACGUACUAUGAAAAGAUAUUUGAUGUUUCGUUGCAACCACUUCUGAGCACAUCUCAGUCUGAAGAAGCUGCCAUUACAGUCAGAGUUGCAUUAUCAGGAGGAGAGAGGGAGCCACAGCAGCAGAGGAAGUCAUUUGUUACUGUAAAGGAAGGUAUUCUGAUAGCUCCAAGUGAAAACAGAGCUUCAGAAACAGCUGUGUUGUUCUUGGAAUCAAACAACAGCAAGAAUACAAAAGAACAAGUAGAUACAUCUGCAACUGAACGUGCAUCAUUACCUCUUGGUGGUAAACAAGAAGGCUCUGGAAAGAAUAGCUCUCUGGCAGAAUCAACAGCUGCAGGUAUUUUGGACAUCACUAUCUCUGCUCCAAAAGAGACAGGUGAUACUGUGAGUCCAGCUUCAGAAAAAGACAGUGAUUCAUUUGUUUCUCCAGGUGAAGAUGGCUGUAAAAUUAACUUAAUUCCUGCAAAACCUAAUCGUCAAAUUAACAAAGUUCCAUUGCGGGCUCCAAGGACAAAACUAGCUAUUCGCCCUGUGAGCUUACCCAUAGACAGAAUACUUCCUCCAUGUGUUUUGAAUGAAAGAAAUACAAAAAAUGUAGGAGCAGUAAGUCCGGAGAAUCUCAGCAAGAGCCCUACUAUUGAAGAAGUUUCAGAGGUAAAGGCAGUCCCUGCUGUUAGUACCUGUUGCAGACUUUCUUGUUGUGACACCCAGAUGCUGCGAAAAACUUGGGACAAGCAAUAUAAACAGUAUGAUAUCACAGCAAGGACAGCGAUGAUAGUGACUAAUGUGCCCCAGGAAAACCGAGCACUUGAAAGUGGAACUGCAGGUGCCUUAUCUUCAUCAUGCAGCAUGAGUAACAAUUCUGCUAACACCAUUCUUCAUGUUAAGCCAUACUCUGUUUCUGUAAGGUCAGGAAGGACAGCAGCAGAAGGGAAUGGUCCUGAUGCCAAGCCUGUUGCUACCUUCAGAGCACCGAGAACAUUGCAGCCACCCCCAGGGACAUUUUAUAAACCACCCUCUAACAAAUCAAAACAAAAUGAAGAGAGUUCUACCGCAAAAGCUUGUACACCAACCAGUGCUAGCUCAGUGCUUCACCAGGAUAAUACUGUGAAACUAGCUAGGAGCUCUGUGCCUCCAUCAGGUGAUCCUGGACAAAACACAGAUGAACAAAAAACUAGCUCAGAGGAUGCUCACCCUACAGAUUUGAAGCCUACUUAUCAGAGACUGAGACCAAAAAGGAUCCAAGAGUUGGAACACAGGGAAGCUCAUUUUGUGUAGGGUGCAAGCUCCUCAUGGACUGUAUGUGGUUUGUUGAUCUUGCCAGGGGAUACUUCCCUUUACCCAUUUACCUUUGCUUUCCCUUGAGAAUCCCACUUCUGUGCCAUAUUAAAGUUAUUUUUAUAUAUGCAGCAUUUUAAAAAUGGGGGGUGGGGGGGAAUUGUGAAGGAAAUAAGUUGAACUUUUUUGUAAUUCAGUGGAUUUUCAUAAGGAUUUAUUGCAUUUCCAAACUAGAUACAGCUAAUGGGUUCAUUGGAUAAGACAGAGCUUCAUUUCAUUGUAUGGAAUGAAGUACUUAAUCAUAGAGAACUGAGUAUUGCAUGUAGCAAUGAGAUGACCCAUCACGAUAGAUGGUGUUAAUAAAAAUGGAAGGGUUUGUUCACUGUCUAAGCAUAAACCAAAGCUUGUAAUUUGCUCUGUAGAAGCAUUUGUUCAGUUUUAUAAUCUGUGCAAUUAAAGCUUUGCUCCUGAAGAGACUUACUUACUGGCCAGCAUGGCCCAUCAUUAUGUAUCAUAUGUGUAUAUUUAGGCAGAUAUGAUUAUCUGUUGCCAGUUUUCUGUGUCACUUUAAUGUUUUUUGUACAGCAAAGAUGCACUUGCUGAGCUUUGCUAUUCAGAAGCAGCAAUCAAACUACAUCUAAUUUCUUAUAUAUGUCAGUGAGUGGGAAAAAUGUGCACAGUCAGUUCCAUAUGGGUGCCCUUCUGGAGAGACUCAGUUGCAGUGGUGAUGUCUUUCUCAGUGGAAUGAAAAGGCAGUGAUUUGCUUGCUAUAGAUCAGUUUUGCCAUUUAACCUGGUAUAACUGAAACGAAAAGCACUGUUUCCAAGUUUCAAUGAAAGAGCUGAAAAUAACCAAAAAUCUGCAGUAGUAGGUGCAUCUAAUGGUUUUCACAUUGUAUUAAAUGGUUUUUAUGUGUACACUGUUAUAUUUGCUUUAAAAUAUAUUAACUUGUUAACGUUUCAGUGA